AUGACUGCUGCCCUCAGCAAGGAUCUGUUGUUGGGUUCUGUCGAUGCUUCUUUAGAGGAGAUUGACACAAGACCGAGAACUCCGUGCUUUCGAUCCGAAAAGGAGCCAAGAAUUGGCCCUUCCGCUGUUCUUCAUAUUUCUGCUCUCUCCAACAAAUCGCAAGACACACAAGUCCCCUGUCUUACGACAGAACCACCUGCAGAUGAGAUCCCCAGCAUCCAGGCCUCCAAUGCGAGCAUUCAAAUAGUUCUAGAUGUUUCCCCGGCUCCUGUAGAUCCCUUCCUGCAAUGGGAGGAUAUUCUCGAUCUUGAUAGCGAGUUUCCUGCGCUUUCGGCUUACCAUGACCUAGAAUUUCGAUCUACCUUUGAUUGCACGACCUCGUUGCAUUUGAAUGGCCCCUUGACUGACCAGCCACUAAUAGCAUAUCCAACUUUUGAUGACGCUGAAGGCUGUGAUAUUUCUUCCGAAAACACUGCGUAUCAGCAGACGUUGACGCAUCAGUCGUACGUAAAUGAUGAUAUAUUGAAGAAUGCCCCUGAAUUACUGAAGCAUUUCCAAACAAAUGUUAUACCCCGGAUGACUGUUAUUCCUCCAAGCAAAAAGUCACCCUGGGAUAUCGUGAAUAUACCGGCUGCGUUGCUUACACUGGGAUCAUUGAUGAUAAUGAACUGCGAAACCGUUACUCAUGCGCGGCAAGCACAUUUAUACUCCCUCCUUGCAUGCUCUGCAAUCGAUCUCGCUAUGAAUCCAUCAAAGGAUAAGACGCGUUCUUCGCGGGAGUAUUGGGAAAAGCUUGCAGAGCAAUGUUAUGCAGAAGCCAAAAGUCACAUACGGAUAUCCUUGAGCGAGGAGACUGGAGGACCCAGGAAGGCCAAGCUUAAAGACCAGUUGAUGGCCCUUUAUGGAAUGAUACAAUUUACAAUAGGAGCACCACACUCCGCAAUUACCCCCUUUCCUGCUAUCAGUACUGACGACGUGAAGGUAUUUUCCGGCCAACAUAGAUGCAAGGUGUUAUCUUGUCGAUGCGGAGCGACUCCUGCGCGUACGGGGACUACCAAAGCGCAAGAUCUCACGAAGAAUGCGUCUUCUGCUCAAUAUCUACACCUGGCUUCGGAUUUCAGGUGA
Aspergillus nomiae NRRL 13137 is the source of this 1125-nucleotide messenger RNA. RefSeq lists its product as uncharacterized. The transcript has a single exon. Lineage: Eukaryota; Fungi; Ascomycota; Eurotiomycetes; Eurotiales; Aspergillaceae. The coding region runs from base 1 to 1125 and encodes 374 amino acids. The record is from RefSeq and is a predicted model, not a curated record.